Molecule: messenger RNA, 1897 nt
Organism: Styela clava
Lineage: Eukaryota; Metazoa; Chordata; Ascidiacea; Stolidobranchia; Styelidae
Source: RefSeq, a predicted model, not a curated record
AUGAUGAAACAAGAUUUCCUAGCUAUUGUAAGCUUUGCAUGUGAUGUUGUUGUAGAUAUGCCGUUGACUUUAAUGGAUGACAAUGGAAAGAACAAUGCAACAUACAUCAUCGAAAACCUCUACACAAGAGGAAGAACCGACUUGGGACUUGGAUUGAUGGAAGGACUUAGUGUAUUGAACGACAAAGACAACAAACAAUAUCGGGAUAUGAUUUUAAUAUUUACGGAUGGAGAAGUGAAUGAAGGAGAGAGAAAUGCUUCGAAACUGGUAGAGAAAUACAACGAGGCGACAAAGUCUCUAAAUAGAGCCUCUUGUGUACCUAUUGCUGCUUUCACUAUAGGACAAUACGUUCCAGAUUUUCUCAGAGAACUUUCUAGUCAUCUUGGAAGUGAUGCGUUUUAUUGGUUAAAUGAAGAAGAGGAUUUUGAAUCUGACAUGCUGUUGCCGAUCUUUCUCAGAGAGUCGACCCAUGUUACUGACAUUGCAAUAAACAUGGAAACACUAAACGGCGUUACGUUUAAUCAACGUAGUCUAUCCAGACCUCAUAUGAAGGAAUCCUCUGACACAAACUUGAAGUAUUUUAUCCACGGACUGCCAGUUGCAAUCAAAAAACAUAUUCCGUUCUCUCUGAUGUUGCCACAGGACUAUAUUGAGAAUUUGCUUGGUCAAAAGAUUGUGCACAUUGAAGUAACAUACUUGGAUGAAAGCAUGGAAUUUCAACAAUUUAAUGAUUAUAUUAAUUUAUCGAACAUCACGUUGAAUGAAUGUAAAAUGGGACCUAAAGAUGAAAGUGACGAGCCAAUGAAUGGAAUAUCUGCGUAUAUGGUGGUUCAAGAUACCAUUUAUCGAGUAUGGGAGGACUCUCAGAGUGCCCUAAUUGCCGUAGCGGAUGAGAAAUAUAGAAGGGCAACUUUAAAUGGAAUCGACAACGCGGAGAUUAAAUUGAGAAACGACGAUCGAGAAGGACAAAAAACGGUGAUUUUUCAUGCUACAAAUGAAAUCGUUUCCAUCAGAAAGACUUACAUUGUAUUGGUCGAGAUUGAUAGCUUUUAUGCAAAACAUUUGAGAGAUGGAGCCAAACACUGGAUUGCAAAACUUAAUACAGUGGGAACAUUAGAAAGUCUUGGACGCAUUUUUGCUCUGAAAUCAUCGAUAGAAACCGAAAUGCCAACUUCAAAAGGAGUUUUUGAAGACGUGGAAAACCAGCUAUAUUUACCUGAGCAGAUCGAAGAAAAACUAACUGAGAUUGAAUCGGAUGUCAAAGAAGAGAAGAAGAAAAGACAACUGAAGGGGAAAAAGUAUUUGCAUUCUGAAAUAUUUCAGUUGAAACCCACCAUUCACAGAAAUGAUAGUUUGGUUUCACUCCUAUCUUAGAAUCCAUGACAUAAUUUUCCUCAAGUUUCAAAUAUAACUUGACUUUAGAGCAUUUUUCUUCUUACAAACUGUUUUCUUCAAAAGUUUCUCCUGGAGAUGAUCAAAAUACUGAACACAUUCUAUCUCCACUUAUCAACAGUGCCCCAGAAGGUGUCAAGGUUACAAAGAAAAUAAAGACGAAAGAAAAUUUUGGAACAUCAAGGGUUUUUGAAGGCAAGACAUUGGUAAUAUCCGAAGCAUUGCGAGCUCACAAGGUCGGAGUAUUGCAAGAAUCCUACGCGGAAAUAAUAAUCAGAUGUGGCGGACGACCAUCUUACUUCAUUAUCACAAAUCCAUAUGAAAAACGACCGAAAUGGUAUGUCGAUAAAACAUUUGAUGAUCACGUUCUCAUCUGCGGAAAGAAAGACUUCAAGAAGGACUCGUUGUCAGUUCAUGAAGCUAAGAAAACCCAGAUUCCAAUAGUUCGUACGAAGUUUAUGUUUGACUGCAUCAGGAAGAAAGAAUUUCUCAAAGAGGAAAAUUA